CCUUCCUUUGCCUCCUCAACGGUCAUAUCUCACGACAUACUCCAACGGUCAUAUUCCCAUCAAAAUCCCAACCGUCUAAUCUCAAUCCAACGCCUCUACCUUCAUCAGUUCCCCUCCCGAAUUUCACUACUACCCAUCAGUAAUAAAAGCACCCCAAAUGACGGUCAACAAAGUAGCUUUGAUAGGGACAGCUAUGGAAGAUACACAAUGAUUUUACAUUCAAAAAGAAGUAACUGAAGAUAUGGAAUUCAUGGUGAAUGAUUCAAUUUCUGAAUUGGGUUCUUCGAUUCAUCACAAUUUCAGCUGCCAAUUUCAAGAUCAAGUAUGUUUCUUCACUUCUUUUGAUUUUGUUCCCAUGAAUCUUCAUUAAUAAUCUUGGAAUCCGAUGAUUUUUAGGCUUUUUUAGUUUAUUAUUGAUUGAUUAUUUGAUUGAUUGUUCAUAUAUUUUAGGUAAUUGAAACUUAAUUUCAUUCAUCUAUUCAUUGCACAUAUAAUAUUUGAUUUGUAGAGACUAGUAGAGACUAGAAACACACAAAUUUCUCAUGUUUUUUCUCUCUUUUACUCAUCGGAUUCCCUUUGAUUUUUUUUUUCCUUGGAAUUCAACACACACUCACAAUUAGAAAUAUAUAAUCUAUUUUUUCUGAUAUUCUUUUGAUUUGAGGAAUUUGUUCAUAUACAAAUCAUAUAGUGCAGAGUAUUGUUUCUGAAUUGUGAUUGUUAAACUGCAUAUAUAUAUAUAUAUAUAUAGUACUUGGUUUGAGAUUUUAGAACAGAGAUUAUCAGAAAAUUAGAGUGUGUGAGAGGAAAAAAGAGAACAAAUUGGAAGAAGGUUAGAAGAUAAGAAUGUUGGCUGGGUGUUCUUCAACAUUGUUGUCACCAAGGCAUAGAUUAAGGAGUGAAGCAUCAGCACAAUUUCAAGCUUGCCAUUAUCCAUUACCUUCAAUGAGCACACAGAGAUUGGAUUUACCCUGCAAUUUCCCAAGAAAAGAAGUUUCUCGUCAGCAAUCGAUUCGUACUCCGGUGGGUUUAUCUGUCGAGAAACCGCUCGAAACGAAGACAUUGAAGCAAAGCAUUCGGGUUCCAUCAUCGCCAGAGGGAAGAAGAGAGAUCAAGACUGAGUUUUGGAGGGGAAAAGGCAAGAACUUGAAGAGGAGAUUAACUGAUCAAGGGUCUUUUGAUGAAGAUGAUGAUGAUGUUGGGAGAGCUAAAAGGAAGAAAAACAGCUAUGAUUUUGGAGAUUCUGAUGGAUUUUCUCCUAAAAGGGAAGAAGAAAGGGUGUGUUUUGCUCCUUCUGAUGUUAUUUCUCCUCCACCAUUAUUACACAAUCCUUGGGUUGAAACUGAUGGUACUGAGAUUACUGAAUAUGGUGGAGAAAAAGAUGGUGAGCCUAGUCAUGGGCCUGUUACUACUACAGCUUCUGGGUCUAGUUCAUCUUCAGAGAGUCACAGCUUGGGUCUUAGGCUGAAUGAGAACAUUUCUGAGCAUGGAUUUGGAAAUGGGUCAAUGAACCCUAACCCCGGUGAUGGUUCCAGGGCUGUUCUGACCCACAACAAUGAUGGUGAGAUCGAGCAACAAGCGUUCGAGCUAGUCAGCUUUCUUAUGAGCUGUGUUGAAGCUAUUGGAUCAAGGAAUAUUCCGGGUAUCAAUCAUUUUAUUGCCAAGUUGGGCGAGCAAGCUUCUCCGAGGGGUUGGUCUACAAUUAGCCGACUCACAGCUUACUUCACUGAAGCAUUAGCCUUGAGGGUAACGAGGUUAUGGCCUCGAGUUUUUCAUAUAAGUGUUCCAAGGGAGCUUGAUCGAUUCGAUGAUGAAUCGGGUGCAGCUGCAUUGAGGCUUUUGAAUCAGAUCAGUCCGAUUCCUAAGUUCGUUCACUUCACUGCUAACGCGAUGUUAUUGAGAGCGUUUGAAGGCAAGGAUAAGGUGCAUAUUAUAGACUUUGAUAUCAAGCAAGGGCUACAAUGGCCCGGCUUUUUUCAAAGUUUAGCGGCAAUGCAUAAUCCUCCGAGUCAUGUUCGGAUCACUGGGAUAGGAGAGUCGAAGCAAGAAUUAGUUGAGACGGGAGAUAGGUUGGCUAGCUUUGCCGAUGCAUUUAAUCUGCCUUUUGAAUUUCACCCGGUUGUUGAUCGAUUGGAGGAUGUAAGGUUAUGGAUGCUCCACGUAAAGGAAGGCGAAAGCGUGGCAGUGAAUUGCAUAUUUCAGCUCCACAAAACUCUAUACGACUCUAACAAUGCAGUGUUUAGAGAUUUCAUGGGUCUAAUUCGAAGCACUAACCCAAUAGCUUUGGUUAUGGCCGAGCAAGAAGCUGAUCACAACGAAUCCACAUUGGACAUGCGGGUUUGUAAUUCCUUACGUUACUACUCAGCUAUAUUCGAUUCCAUCGAUGCUAGCCUUCCAUUUGAUAGUCCAGCAAGGGUGAAGAUCGAGGAAAUGUUUGGGCGUGAAAUUAGGAACAUAGUUGCUUGUGAAGGGAGCGACAGGAUCGAAAGGCACGAAAAAUUUGGGUCUUGGAAAACGAGGAUCGAGCAAGAAGGGUUCCGGUGUAUGAACACUAACGAAAGAGAGGUAUUUCAAACCCAAAUGCUGUUGAAGAUGUAUUCAAACGAGAGCUACAUUGUUGAACAACAAGGGAAUGAAGCAAUUACAUUGAGAUGGAUGGAUCAGCCGCUUUAUACUGUCUCUUCGUGGGCUUAUAUUGAUGCUGGUGCAGGGACUUCUUCGGGUUAUUCUCAGCCGAUUUGAUCAGCUUGCGGAUGAAUUUUGCGCGACAGUAUAGGAAAUACAGUUACAGAAGAUUGAAUUCUUUGUAGGUGUAGAGGGAUUCUUUGAUUCUUUUAUGCAGAUAAAAUUAUUUUUUUUGGUGAUCAGCCAGGAUUCAGUUCUACAGGAUAUUGUUAGUUUUUUCUUUACUUAUUAUACAGAUUUGUGAUUGGUUCUUUUAGGCUAGCUAAAUUGUGAAGCAUAGUUAAUUCAUUAAUCAAUUCUUUGUGUAAUCAAUUCUUUGUAGUAUGUAUUCAGGAUCCAUAUUUAUUAGUCCAUUCAUUUGUUCGUUAUUCAGAAUUAUAUGGAAUAAAAUUCGAUCUUUAUUGAGGUUUUUUUCAA
Amaranthus tricolor (Joseph's coat) is the source of this 3099-nucleotide messenger RNA. Its product is annotated as scarecrow-like protein 28. The record is from RefSeq and is a predicted model, not a curated record. Lineage: Eukaryota; Viridiplantae; Streptophyta; Magnoliopsida; Caryophyllales; Amaranthaceae. The coding region runs from base 844 to 2739 and encodes 631 amino acids. Gene Ontology annotation, molecular function: sequence-specific DNA binding; DNA-binding transcription factor activity. The transcript is spliced from 3 exons. Gene Ontology annotation, cellular component: nucleus. Gene Ontology annotation, biological process: regulation of DNA-templated transcription.